Molecule: messenger RNA, 159 nt
Organism: Vairimorpha ceranae
Lineage: Eukaryota; Fungi; Microsporidia; Nosematidae
Exons: 1
Coding region: 1-159 (52 amino acids)
Source: RefSeq, a predicted model, not a curated record
AUGUCUUCCUACAAGCAAGGCCCCAGUGGUAUGCUAGUGUGUGUCACUGAUUAUUUGAUUUUGAGUUUUGGUGCCGUAGAAGCUUUCUUAGAUGAUAAUAAACUUAUUUUAUUUUUUUCUUUCAUAUCCGUUUAUUGUUCGUUUUUUUCGGGCAUAUAA